Aspergillus alliaceus is the source of this 1733-nucleotide messenger RNA. RefSeq names its product DUF292 domain protein. The record is from RefSeq and is a predicted model, not a curated record. Bases 354 to 1538 code for a protein of 394 amino acids. NCBI's taxonomy places the organism in Eukaryota, Fungi, Ascomycota, Eurotiomycetes, Eurotiales, Aspergillaceae. The transcript has 2 exons. Gene Ontology annotation, biological process: protein transport.
AUAAGUUCGCGCACGAUCUAGUGUCUAGCAGUUUUGCUGUCAACAUACCUAUAGAGUAUAGAUAUGGAGCGGAGUACCACUAUCCCCAAAAUAGUCUAGCCCGUUCCUCCACAGCCACAAACCUACUCCCCUAAACCCAAACCACACUAGCCCCAAGGCAACCUCCAAAGAUGACAUAUGAUAUCUACAGUCCAGUCCCUCAUCCCAUAAUCUCCAUACAAUCAAACAAUUACCACCCUCACAACACACCGUCUACUCUUUUCCUAUCGCCUACCUACAAUCCACCCAACCCAGCAUAAAAUCAACCAAACACCACAGCAACAAACCGCCAACGAAAAGAAACCAAAGGCGAAAUGCCCCCCUCUCCCCAAACGGCAAAACUAACCUCAACCCUCCACCUCCUAAUCCCCCGCCUUCGCCUCCUCCAAAAAAAAUCCACAGCCAGCUCCGUAAUCCAACGUCGCGAACUCUCUCACCUCCUCUCCGAAAACAAAGACGCGAGCGCCCGCAUCCGCGUCGAAAAUGUCAUCGCAACAGAUAUCGCCAUCGAAGUCAUGGAAAUGGUAGAGCUGUACUGCGAGCUGAUCCUUGCGCGGGCGAAUGUGCUAGACCAGAACGCCUUUAGUGAGAAGGGGGUCGAGGCGAGGAAUCGGGCGAAGGAGGCUUUGGGGGAGAUUAGGAGGCGGGAGAUGGGGGGUUUGGCGUCGGGCGUGGAGGAUGGUGGGGGCUCUACUUUGGGGAAGGGGAAGGGGAAAGGGAGGGGGUUUGGGCUUGGGGCGAUUUUUGGAGGUGGAGGGCAGGCAAGGAGGGAGGAGAAACCCGCGUCUGAAACUGGGGCUGGGGUGAGUGCGGUGGGUGUUGAGGGGGGUGGUGGGGUUGGGGAGAGGGCGUAUAUUGAUUCGGCGCUAGAUGAGGCUGCUGCGGCGAUUUUUUAUGCAUAUCCGCGGUUUCCGUCGGAUGUGAGGGAAUUGACUAUUUUGAGGGGGUUAUUGGCGGAUCGGUAUGGGAAGGAGUUUAUGACGCUUGCGCAGGAUGAUCGGUUUCCCGUCGCGGAUGGGUUGAAGGUUCCGGAGAGGUUGGUGAAGGGGUUGCGGGUGCGGCCGCCGUCGAGGGAGUUGGUGGAUAGUUAUCUAAGGGAGAUUGCGAGGGCGUAUGGGGUUUCUUGGGGUGGGGAUGCGGAGGAUUUGGAUGAGGUGCCGACGGAAUUUGUUGAUGAUGCUGAUGAGGGUGGUGAUGGGGGUGAUUUGCCGGUGACGCCGCGGAAGGAGGGCCGACCGUCUGAGGUACAGCGGAGGAUGUCUGAUACGGCGGAGCUGAAUCGUGCUACGCCGCCAAAGGGGCUUCAGGCUGGAAAGAGCCCCGUCAGUGUUGCGCCGCCGGGGCCCAGGUCUGAUAAUCCAAACCCGCGCGUCAAGGUCCCAGACGCAAAUGGGAAUGGAGAGACCGAGCUGGAGCCCAGGAGCCCUUCGAAAUCGAGUAAAGGAGGGAUCCCGGAGUUGGAUGAGUUGACUAAACGCUUUGCCGCGUUAAAGCGGUAGUUAUGUUCUUUUCCCUAUCUCCCUGCUGGGAUCUACAUGCUUAAGAUAACGAUAUCCCGAACGCACUGUCAUGAGGAAUUCUAUGUAUUAUGUAUCACGAUCUAUCCACCCACUCCUUUUUGUCAUCAUGCAUCAGAGAAGCAAGCGAGAAUAUGUCACAAGAAUGGAAAACAAAGAGGUAUCCGAACAAUGGUA